Messenger RNA from Nilaparvata lugens (brown planthopper), 2217 nucleotides. RefSeq lists its product as uncharacterized. The transcript has 3 exons. The coding region runs from base 424 to 768 and encodes 114 amino acids. The record is from RefSeq and is a predicted model, not a curated record. Lineage: Eukaryota; Metazoa; Arthropoda; Insecta; Hemiptera; Delphacidae.
GUAAUAGUUACGUAAGCGACGGGUAUACUUUCGAAAACAUUUCAUAACGGUCAAUUUUUACGAUGAGUUCACCUCUGUUACAGACGAAUAACAAUAUUAUUCUGAAUUCCUAUAAUAAUGUUUCAUCAUAAGUAUGAGGAUACUAUUUUAAAAAUAGAAUAUUAUAAAAAUGAAUAAUUAUUCCUCAAAUAAUGCUUUUAAAUAAAAUUGUGAUUUAGUUGGCGGUGAAAAUCCAUAUUGCAGACGACUGUUUAUAAAGUGUAGGGCGGGGUAUGAGUCAGUAAUUUGACUUUGAGUAUUGGCUGUAUUCUUUGUAAAAAAUGUUAAUCUAAAAUUCAGUGAUUGGAAAUGCUAUAAUAUUGAUAAGAAUAUCAUGUCACUAUACGCUAAUAAACAAUUCAUCUUUUUUGAUCAAGGAUUAUAAUGUGGGAAAAACAUAGGGUUAUGAUGGUGACUGAGUCGACAAAAUAUUGCCUAGUUUGGAAAUAUGUGUUGAUUUUGUUGUUUGUCGUGGCCAACUUAACUGGCAUGACAUCGGCGCGCUCUUAUCCUACGUUCAGCGACAAUUCUGUGCGAAUAUAUUUAACAGAGAGAACAUGUUGGUGGAACGAGAUAUGCAAAGAGGAAUUUCAGACCCAGUUCAAGUGCAAAUGCCCGCAGUGGUCUUUCUGCCGGAGUCCAGGGCGGUACUAUAACGCCUACUGCUCGAUGACAGGCACCGGCUACAUCUGGACUCAGCCUGAGCGCAGUUGGUCGCUGCUGCCAUAGUACACGGUUAUGCCGCAACACCCAACAGUAAAUACAGUAUCACAACUAUAAUGACUAAAACACUAUCAUUGAAUUAGUGAGAUUUAGUGAUGUUCUAUCAACAUCGAUCGUGAUAAAAUCAUCAACAGGAGAAAUAACUAAAAAGGUACAAUGAGCACUGAUCAAUGCAAGUAGAGGAAUGACCACAGUUGUGGACCGAUACCUGGUUCUGCCUCAGCUUUGAUGAAGUGAUUGAGAACUCCGAUUUAGAGUCAAAAGUUGAUGGGGCAAUAUUUUCAACUGAUUAAAUACAUUCUCUAUUUUAACACCCACCAGCUUCAUGCUACUAUGUUUUGACCCUUACUAAAGCAACAAAUACUUAUAGUUAGGUAAAUGAAGUAUUACAAACUAACUUUAUUUAUGGGAGGAAUAUUUUAUUUCUCUCAUUUUUUCACUUGUCAGCUGUAUAAAAUAUAAUGUCAUUUGAACUGAUUACACAUUAUAAUGAAUGGUUCAAUUAUAUCAUAAUUUUUUGCCCAAUAAAUUUAUUGAUAAGAGAUCAUUUUACAGUAUUCAAACCGUUAUCAGACAGGUGGACAAUUUCGGCAUUAUUAUUAUACAAAUAUGGAUAAAUAAAAUAUGAAAAGAUCAAAUUAUUACUACAUUUAUCUAGUUGUUACGUCAAUUUGAUUUUAUAGGUUUGAAGUUUUAUUAAUAAUUGUUACUAACGUGUAAUAUUAUUAUUAUUUGAAAAACGAUUGCAAUACAUAAUUUUCAAGUUAUAUGUAAGGAACUCCUGGGUAUUUAUUGUUAAUGAAUCAAUUUAUGAGCUUCCAUAAUAAUUACCAUUUAGAUAGUAACUAGUCAUAAACGAUGUGAAUUAUUCUAGUCUUUCAAUUAAAAUGCUAACAAAUUAUUCUUCCAUGUAAAGGAACAUUGUUGAGUACUUUGUUAAUCUUCCUACUAUGGAGAUUAACUACGUCAAAAACUAGAAUUGGAUUGCUCUUUGAUGGUAGGUUAAUAGUUAAUAGAUACCAUAGAGAAAGGUUAAGCGCAAGUACUUUAUAGUAGUCUACUAUUUGUUUGUCUUCAAGUAGGCUACUAUAUGUUUGUCUCUGUAGAUACUCAACUAGUGAGUUCUCAUAAAAUAGAACAGUAUCAGAAGCAAUAUUGGAUUUCAAUAAUUAUAUAACGUUAGUAUUAGAUUCAUAAGAAAUAAGAAUAGACAGAUUGAUAAUAAUAGAAUUAAGAGACAGUUGAAUUUGAUUUUCGAGAGAGCAGAAGCUUUCUAUUCAGCCAUACUAUGUAAUAUUAUGAAGAAUAUAACUGAUAAAUGAAUUUACUAGAUACUACCAUACAGAAAGCAUACAACAUUAUUACAAGCAUCAUGAAUGCUUAUUCUGAUAGCACUGAUAACUAUGUUUCAUUUUUUCAAUGGUAUGUAAACUUACUUUUUUAUAACAAAUUGGA